Drosophila busckii is the source of this 740-nucleotide messenger RNA. RefSeq names its product cuticle protein CP14.6-like. The record is from RefSeq and is a predicted model, not a curated record. NCBI's taxonomy places the organism in Eukaryota, Metazoa, Arthropoda, Insecta, Diptera, Drosophilidae. The transcript is spliced from 3 exons. The coding region runs from base 1 to 411 and encodes 136 amino acids. Gene Ontology annotation, molecular function: structural constituent of chitin-based larval cuticle. Gene Ontology annotation, cellular component: chitin-based extracellular matrix.
AUGCAGUUGAUAAGCUACUCCUAUGCUGUCGCCGCCCUUGCGAUUUGCUGCUUGAGCGCCGUUACAGCGCAGCCUCAGCGUGGUCUGGCCCAGCCGCGCUCCAACUCGUUUGAUGCGAACGCUGUGAUAUUAAAGCAGAACUUUGAUCUUAAUCCGGAUGGCUCCUAUCAGUACAACUAUGAGACAAGCAAUGGCAUACGCGCUGAUGAGGCUGGCUAUCUGAAGAAUCCGGGCUCGCAGUUGGAGGCACAGGUUAUGCAAGGCUCUUACUCCUACACAGGACCUGAUGGCGUUGUCUACAUCAUUAACUAUAUUGCCGAUGAGAACGGUUAUCGUGCUGAGGGCGCUCAUAUACCCACACCGCCUCCAGUGCCACGUCCCGCUGGCGCUCCCGGACGAUUCUUCAAAUAAUUGCUUUGACUUUGACAUUUAAAACGGUUUUAAUUUGUUAUAUACGCAUCCAAGACGAAGUUCAGGGCUGCACUCAAUACACAGACCUCUUAACGAUUUCUCACUGUACAAUUUGCACACACACAUACUCUCUCACUCACACACGCAUAUUCAUUUCAUAUGCACACACUCCUGUGUAUUUAUGCAUUUUUCUCUUUCUCGCUCAUCUACAUACAUUUUAGUGCUUAACGAAUUGUGUAAAUUUAUGUGUUUGUACAUUAUAUAAGUUGCAAUGUUAAAUGUCGCGAGCAGCAAAAGCAAGCUACAAGCAAUGAAACAAAAAUUGCUAU